Messenger RNA from Closterium sp. Yama58-4, 1698 nucleotides. The record is from the annotation of a GenBank genome assembly. Lineage: Eukaryota; Viridiplantae; Streptophyta; Zygnematophyceae; Desmidiales; Closteriaceae.
AUGCCUCAAAACAAACCCGCCCCCAUUCCGUCCCUUCGUCCUUUCAUCCUCACCCACCAGCGGCAGCGGGUUCAUCGUCAGCAGUGCUCAGCAGCUAAAAGACGCCUUAAAGCCCACUUUCCCUCCCUCCUUCCCACCCCUGUUCUCCACCGACCAGUGGCAGAGGGUUCAUCGUCAGCAGCACUCAGCGGCUGCGGCAGUGGAUUCAUCAUCAGCAGCGCGCAGCGGCUGGUUCUGACAAAUGCUCACGUGGUCGAUGGUGCAGCAAGAGUGACACUACUUCUUCCCGACAGUCGUCGCUUUGCCACCGAGUCAUGCGUACUGCAUCCCUCUGCUGACCUGGCAGUGCUCAAGGUCACUCACAGGCUGCCCGCGAAAACAAGCAUUUCUGCGUCUCUCCCCAGCCGCCAAGGGGCCACAGAGGCAGCGGUAGCAGCAGCAGGGAGAGGGGAGGGAACAAAUGCACCACUUGCAGAGGAGGGCGGAGUGGGCAGCAGGACAGAGGAUUGGCUGCCCUGUGCGCCCAUUGGUGACAGUGAUGACGUGGAGCUUGCUGAUUGGGUGAUCUCAGUGGGAAAUCCCGUGGGGCUGCCUGGCAGCAUCAGCCUGGGCGUGAUCAGCAGCCUAAAGCGCACUGCUGCUCAGGUGGGAGUGCCCCACUCCUCCCUCCACUUCUUCCAAACAGACUGUGCCAUCAACCCGGGGAGCUCAGGCAGUCCCCUUGUGAACGAGUUUGGAGAGGUGAUUGGCAUCACAACAGCCAUCCGGUCGGAUGCUGAGGGAGUGGCAUUCGCCAUCCCCAUCAACCAUAGCGUGAGAUUCGGUCCGGGCUACACUGCGUCUGUUAACCUCGCAACCAACCCUCCUUCUCUGGCCGUUGUCGACUGGAAAGGCGCGCCUGUCGCGCCCACUUAUAACGCGGACGGAUCCGCUAUGGUUGCCGGGUACACCGCGUACCCAAACGGCACCGUCACUGGUCCGGGCGGCCUUACCAUCUACCUUCAAGGUUUCAGCUCUGAUGCGGCAUUGUUCACCGUGGGAGCAACGACAGUGCUGAGGAACGGAACCAUUGUGGACUCUUCGGGAAGAAAGCUCGUGCCGGUGAAAAACCCUAACGGGGACGGGUCGUACACAGCAGGGGACCUGACUGGGUGGCCUAACGGCUUCAUCAUUGGCAGCGGCGGCGCCGUGAUCAACGCCGGCGCGCCGCUCACCGUCACAGCGAAUGGCAGCGUUGCGUUCGCGCCGCAGGCUGCUGUUCCCACCCCGCCCUCAACCUGUCGCUGGGUGGCAUCACGGUGGGGGCGAGCGGCACAGGAUCGAGCGGCACAGGAUCGAGCGGCACAGGAUCGAGCGGCACAGGAUCGAGCGGCACAGGAUCGAGCGGCACAGGAUCGAGCGGCACAGGGGCGAGCGGCACAGGAUCGAGCGGCACAUGAUCGAGCGGCACAGGAUCGAGCGGCACAGGAUCGAGCGGCACAGGAUCGAGCGGCACAGGAUCGAGCGGCACAGGGGCGAGCGGCACAGGAUCGAGCGGCACAGGAUCGAGCGGCACAGGAUCGAGCGGCACAGGAUCGAGCGGCACAGGAUCGAGCGGCACAGGAUCGACAGCACAGGAUCGAGCGGCACAGGAUCGAGCGGCACAGGAUCGAGCGGCACAGGAUCGAGCGGCACAGGAUCGAGCGGCACAGGAUCUAG